AUGAUUAUGUCGGAGAUCCAGAUACCCUGUUUCAUGUCUCCUAUGGGUAUCACACAGGCAACUGUCGUUAAGGCGGCUUGGGCGCUGACCCUUUCCCGAUUCUCUGGUACACCAAACGACAUCACCUUUGGGCUGACCACUAGCGGGCACAGGUUAGACACCCUUGCCACAGAUGACAUCUUUGGUCUUUGCAUGAAUAGAGUCCCUGUUCGUGUCCAAAUGGACUUGACAUGCUCUGUCCUCGAUCUGAUGGAGUUCAUCCAGCGUCAAUAUGCGGAGAGUCUGGCUUUUGAGCUAGUUGAAUUUAAGAAUAUGGUGUCCAUCGACGAAGGGGAACCCGCCUUUGGCAGUGUUCUCAACUUCCAAACACCUCCGCGGAAAAGCAGACUUUCAAACUAG
Messenger RNA from Penicillium samsonianum, 399 nucleotides. RefSeq lists its product as uncharacterized. The transcript has a single exon. The coding region runs from base 1 to 399 and encodes 132 amino acids. Gene Ontology annotation, molecular function: catalytic activity. NCBI's taxonomy places the organism in Eukaryota, Fungi, Ascomycota, Eurotiomycetes, Eurotiales, Aspergillaceae. The record is from RefSeq and is a predicted model, not a curated record.